UGACCGCUAGAGGGCAGCUGUACACCAGGAGUUUUCCCUCCCCCCUCGUUGUCGAAACAACAAACCCUACUACGGAGCAAGUGGCGGGGUGAAACCGAGAGAGCGUCCAAAACCGCCUCUGACCGCCAGUUUCAAACUCAUUUGCGGAAAUCGUGGUUAUAUCAAAACAGGAACAGAUAGCGACUCAACAAAGCAGUGACUCGUUUGGAAAUAAAUUGAAUAACGGGGUCCUACGCUACCUUGUGGACACUGAGGAUCUGAGGUCUGUUCUUAUUUCAGUUGGAUCAGACAUGUUAGAGAAAUGAUAGCGGCACCAGAGUUACCGUCGGAGUUCCACUAUCCUCAGGAUACGGACACCCGUUUCUCCUCAGACACAGACUUCUCUGAGGCUCCUGAUGUCAGUAUCAACCCAACUAAAGGAAAGGGGGGUAAGAAGGGGAAGAAGGUGACAGGAGAGAAGGGUAAAGGAGCAGGGAGGAUGAACGGCCACUACCAGGAGAAUGGCAUGGAGAACCUAAUGCUGUUUGAGGUUGUCAAGAUGGGCAAGAGCGCCAUGCAGUCUGUGGUGGAUGACUGGAUUGAGGCGUAUAAAACCGACAGGGACAUGGCUCUGCUAGACCUGAUCAACUUCUUCAUCCAGUGUUCUGGCUGUAAAGGAGUGGUCAGUGGAGAGAUGUUCCGAAACAUGCAGAACUCUGAGAUCAUCAGGAGGAUGACAGAGGAGUUUGACGAGGACAGCGGAGACUACCCUCUGACCAUGGCAGGUCCGCUGUGGAAGAAGUUUAAGGGUAGUUUCUGUGAGUUCAUUGCUGUCUUGGUGAGACAGUGUCAGUACAGCAUCAUCUAUGACGAGUACCUCAUGGACACGGUCAUAUCGCUCCUCACCGGACUGUCGGACUCACAGGUCCGAGCCUUCAGGCACACCAGCACACUGGCAGCUAUGAAACUGAUGACAGCCCUGGUGAAUGUAGCUCUGAACCUGAGCAUCAACAUGGACAACACACAGCGGCAGUACGAGACAGAGAGAAACAAGAUGGUCGCUAAGAGAGCCAACGACCGGCUGGAGCUACUGCUGCAGAAACGCAAAGAGCUUCAAGAAAAUCAGGAUGAAAUUGAGAACAUGAUGAAUGCUAUAUUCAAGGGUGUGUUUGUACACAGAUAUCGUGAUGCCAUAGCCGAGAUCAGAGCUAUCACUAUAGAGGAGAUAGGAAUGUGGAUGAAGCUCUACAGUGACGCCUUCCUCAACGACAGCUACCUGAAAUACGUAGGCUGGACCAUGCAUGACAAGCAAGGCGAGGUGCGUCUGAAAUGUUUGACAGCGCUGCAGGGUCUCUACUACAACAGAGAACUGAACACCAGACUGGAGCUGUUCACCAGCCGCUUCAAGGACCGCAUCGUCUCCAUGACUCUAGACAAGGAGUACGAUGUCGCAGUACAAGCAAUUAAACUGCUCACUCUGGUACUACAUAGUACAGAUGAGGUACUGAGCCCGGAGGACUGUGAGAGCGUCUAUCACCUGGUCUACUCCGCCCACCGACCGGUCGCCAUAGCAGCCGGGGAGUUCCUCUUCAAGAAACUGUUCAGUACGCGGGAGCCGGAAGAGGAGGGCGCCCCCAAGAGGAGAGGAAGACAAAGCCCCAACGCCAACCUCAUCAAAACUACUGUUUUCUUCUUCCUGGAGAGCGAGCUCCAUGAGCACGCUGCGUACCUGGUGGACUCUCUGUGGGAGAGUGGAGCAGACCUGUUGAAGGACUGGGAGUGUAUGACCAGCCUGCUACUGGAUGACCCCGUGCCAGGGGAGGAAGCCCUGACAGACAGACAGGAGACGGCUCUCAUAGAGAUAAUGCUGUGUACGGUGCGCCAGGCUGCAGAGUGCCACCCACCCGUAGGCCGCGGAACCGGGAAGAGGGUGAUGACAGCGAAGGAGAAGAAGACCCAGCUAGAUGACAGGACCAGGAUGACAGAGCUGUUUGCUGUGGCAUUGCCUCCUCUGCUGGCCAAAUACUCCAUAGAUUCAGAAAAGGUGACCAACCUGCUGCAGCUCCCUCAGUUCUUUGACCUGGAUAUCUACACCACAGGACGACUAGAGAAGCACUUGGAGGCGUUGCUGCGUCAGAUCAGGGAGAUCGUGGAGAAACACACAGACACAGAGGUUCUGGAGGCGUGCUCGAAGACCUACCACGCUCUCUGCAACGAGGAGUUCACCAUCUUUAACAGAGUGGACAUCGCCAGGUCACAGUUGCUCGAUGAACUGGUGGACAAAUUCAACAGACUGCUGGAAGACUUCUUACAAGAGGGUGAAGAGCCUGAUGAUGAUGAUGCCUACCAGGUCCUGUCUACUCUCAAGAGAAUCACUGCCUUCCACAAUGCCCACGACCUGUCCCAGUGGGAUCUGUUCAGCAGUAACUUCAAGUUGCUCAACACGGGCAUUGAGAACGGAGACAUGCCAGAGCAAAUAGUGGUCCAUGCUCUACAGUGUACCCACUACGUUGUCCUGUGGUACUUGGCCAAGGUCUCAGAGGGCAGCCACAGAAAGGAGGACAUGGUGAGCCUGAGGAAACAGAUGCGGAUGUUCUGUCUGAUGUGUCAACGUUACCUCACCAACGUCAACACAACCGUCAAGGAACAGGCGUUCACCAUCCUGUGUGAUGUGUUGCUAGUCUUUAGUCAUCAGAUGGUCUCAGGCGGCAGAGAGCAGCUGGAACCGCUGGUCUACAGUCCUGAUGACUCGUUACAGACAGAACUACUGUCCUUCAUACUGCACCAUGUGUUUAUAGACCAGGACGAUGACAACGGCAGCACAGAUGGCCAGCAGGAUGACGAGGCAGCGAAGAUAGAAGCUCUUCACAAGAGACGUAACCUCCUGGCAGCCUACUGUAAACUUAUCAUAUAUAACGUAGUAGAGAUGAACACUGGAGCUGACAUCUUUAAACAGUACAUGAGGUAUUAUAAUGACUAUGGUGACAUCAUCAAGGAGACCAUGUCUAAGACCAGACAGAUAGACAAGAUCCAAUGUGCCAAGACACUCAUCCUCAGUCUACAACAGUUGUUCCAUGAGAUGAUGUCAGAGUUGGGGACAGGAUUUGACCGCUCGUCCUCAGCGUUCUGUGGGAUCAAGGAGCUGGCCAGACGUUUCUCUCUCACCUUUGGUCUGGACCAGGUGAAAACACGAGAUGCUAUCGCCAUGCUGCACAAGGAUGGUAUAGAGUUUGCGUUUAAGGAGCCCAGUCCCCAGGGAGAAGGAAACCCUCCUCUUCACCUGGCCUUCCUAGACAUCCUCUCUGAGUUUUCCUCCAAACUAAUGAGGCAGGACAAGAGGACUGUUCACAUGUAUCUGGAGAGGUUCAUGACCUUCCAGAUGGCCCUCCAGAGAGACGACUGCUGGCUACCGCUCAUCUCCUACAGGAACUCCCUGCAGGCCGGCGGGGACGAUGACACCAUGUCUGUUGUCUCCGGCUACUCCUCCAGAGGGUCGUCGGUCAGAUCCAAGAAGACCAAGGCUGCUACUCCCACUGCUACUGUCGCUGCAGCCAAGAGGAGACUUCCUGAAGUGGAGGAGAGCAGUAGCAGCAGUGCCGAUAUGUCGUGGCAGCACCAGAGCAUGCAGACUCCAGUGAUGAUGCCCUCCCCCCACCUCACCUCUACCAUGAUGAGAGGACCAGGGGACAUGAGGGGGGAGGCCAAACGGGGGAGAGACGACAGCUAUAUAGGAGUGUACGCCCUCCCUUCAGACUCCCAGCAGCAGCCACACCCUCACACACUCCCCCAAACACCUCAACUCCACCAGACACCCAUCGACUACAAUACCCAGGUGACGUGGAUGCUGGCUCAAAGGCAGCAGGAGGAGGUUCGCCAGCAGCAGGAGAGGGCCAUGAACUACGCCAAGCUCAGGACCAACCUGCAACAGGCCAUUCGGCGUGGUACAGGGCUGAUGGAGGAGGAUGAGGAGCCUAUCGUAGAGGACGUGAUGAUGUCAUCAGAGGGUCGUAUGGAAGACCUCAACGAGGGCAUGGACUUUGACACCAUGGACAUCGACCUGCCCCCCUCUAAGAACAGGAGAGAGAGAUCAGAGCUGAAACCAGACUACUUUGACCCUGGUUCCAUCAUGGAUGAGUCUGUCCUUGGAGUGUCCAUGUUUUAAAACUGGUAUUUGUCGACGAAGAAGAGAGGCGUACUGUAUUUAUGGAGACGUUAAGCUGACGAUCAGAAGUCUUCUCUGGUUUAUCCUCCAUGGUCUAACACACAGUGUUGCUCGCUCAGAGGGGACUGAAUGAAAACAAAAUACUUUUUAUAAUCCUUGGGUAAGCUUUCACCUUUCAGCUAGUGGCCAACCAGUUCCAAACCUAGAAGAAUCCUCCAGACGCUGAGUCUUGGUCUGAAGGGAGUUCUGUAAUUCUACUGCGUUUUAUUUUUCUUCCAAAUGGAGAUGGAAUGACCUGUCCUCUAACCCUCUCUAUGCUAGUAUAGUGAGUAACCCGGUGCGGUGUAGUCAUUUAGACACAGAUUGUUAGUAGGAAAGGUAGCUAGCUGUGGUAGAAGUGGAUGGACUUGGUCUUAAUGCUAGUUUCAGUUUUUUUUCCUUUCCCCCAUGUUGGACUGUCAGUAGAAUCUGUUGGUUCUGUGGUUGUGAUGACGACGACUGCUGGUGGUUGUUGGUGACCUGUUGAAUAGAUCAGCUGUAAGAGUCAUGGAUGUAGCAACACACAUCCAACCGUUUUCCAUGUGCAGAGUCCUUUAUGCGAAAGGAGUAGAAAUAACGCCACUGUCGUACAUCCUUCAGGUUAGUUUCUGUCAACGUUUGGACCAGAAGGUCUGGCCGUCAUAUCCAACUGUGUGUGGGUAGUGUUUCUAUUCCGUGGUUGUUGAAUACAGUCUGAGGACCCCGGGAGUUGCUGUGAAGAGGCCCAGGGUGCGUCUCAAAAGUAGUGCACUAUAUAGGGAAUAGGGCUCUGGUCUAAAGUAGUGCACUAUAUAGGGAAUAGGGCUCUGGUCUAAAGUAGUGCACUAUAUAGGGAAUAGGGCUCUGGUCUAAAGUAGUGCACUAUAUAGGGAAUAGGGCUCCGGUCAAAAGUAGUGCACUAUAUAGGGAAUAGGGUGCCAUUUGGGACAAAGACCCAGUGUUUAACAAGGAACUAGGCUGCCGCACAAGUCCUGAAGCUUACCCAAAGAUUUGGAUCCUUCUCCCUAUCUGAAGAGACUACUCUCCCCGACGGACAGCGAGGUGACCUUCUCUCUGGUAGUGCCGCCACUGUGCUGACUCAGAGACAAGCAAGCAGCAUGUUAAUAGACAGAAAAUCCAGCAUAUUUAGUGUUGAAAUGGCUAUCUCUAAAUUUUAAAUAAAGUUAUAUAUGAAUCGGUGCUGAUUUUCUAACUGUGCUUUUUUAAAUUAAAAUGUUCAACAUAAGUUAAGGUUUCAUAAAUGUGUAAAACUGUUUAAAAAGGAAAGCAUGUGUAGUCAUGUGAGGAGGAAGAUUUUUACAUUUCUAUUUCUGUUUUUCUUCGUCUUAAUGUUUUGGGGUUUCUACCUCUCUUUUUGUUGUUUUUCCUACGUGUAAAUUAGUUUGGAUAAGACUCAUUAUGAAAGAAAUAAAUGUGACUUGUGAAAUAUCAGCUUUAAGGUUUUCACCAUCAACAUGAGUAAUAAUAAUGUCCUGUUGCGCAACGCCACCAUAUAAAACUGUAUAGAGAACUUAAAGCCAGUCAUUAUAUUCCUAUAGAAAGGUUGUUGUUUUCAUUCCAAAUGGCACCCUGGUGCCCUCACCGGGCCAAAUAUUCCCUAUGGGACCUGGUCAAAAGUAGUGCACUGUAUAGGGAAUAGAGGUGCCAUUUGGGACAGUUCUCAACAGCAGCAGCACUCUGGCAGCUAGACAAAGCUUACAUGUGACAUGAACUAUUAUGUCGUCCAUAAGUUUUAAUGAAAUGUUUUGUCUACUGAGGUAAAUCUAUCUACUUGGUAAUCAUUCCAUGCCUGGGCCUUAAACAUGCAGUAAUGGAAGGAAAUCAACUGCCCUGUCUAAUUAACUGCCCCUAGCCCCAUAUAAACAGUAUUGCUAGAAUAUAAUUGCUCUGGUUUAAGUGUAGACACCCCCCCCCACUCACUCUAGUAAUUCUAUGCCUCUACCCCUAGGCACCUGUGGAUAUCUGAUAGGAAUAGAUAAGUAAGGUGUAUCCAAUUUGGCUUCAUCCCAACUAGUUUUAUCGGGGAGAAGGUGAUACUACUACCCAUCAAAUCACUGCAGAUUUACACUAGCACCUUGGGGUUAGGGCUGGGGUAGCCUCGGAAAGCCUAGGGGUUAGGGCCGGGGUAGCCUCGGAAAGCCUAGGGGUUAGGGCCGGGGUAGCCUCGGAAAGCCUAGGGGUUAGGGCCGGGGUAGCCUCGGAAAGCCUAGGGGUUAGGGCCGGGGUAGCCUCGGAAUGCCUAGGGGUUAGGGCCGGGGUAGCCUCGGAAUGCCUAGGGGUUAGGGCCGGGGUAGCCUCGGAAUGCCUAGGGGUUAGGGCCGGGUUAGCCUCGGAAUGCCUAGGGGUUAGGGCUGGGGUAACCUCGGAAAUCUUCUGUAGAUGACAUUUGGAAGGAUGUCCUCGUGAGACUAGAGUUUAGGGUGCUAGGGGUUGUUUCUGGACAGGUCCUAAAUCGUUUUCUCUUACUAAUCCUCUUCCGUGUCAAGAGGUAGCCAUGAAAGGUGAUUAUUGGGGUUGUUAUAACGACAGAAAACAGAUGGUCCAGAUGUGAUGUCGGUGAAGUAGAUACAGGCAGCCUGUGUGUUUUACCUAAUUAUUAUUAUUAUUAUUAUUAUUAUUAUUAUUAUUAUUAUAUGUAAGUAAAUAUUUUGGAGUAAAAAUGACUGUGGCUUUUGUUUUGUCACUUACUACCACUACAUUGGUAUAGUCCUUUAUUUGAGCCUUCCUGUAUAUAAAACAAACAUCAAGCUUUAUUUUCAUUUGUUGUGUUUUUCCUUUUUGGCCAUUUUAUGUAUGUGUUGAAUUUUCUCAUAUAUAUAAUAUACAAACACACACACACUUCCGCGCUGUUUGUUCCCUAUCCUAUUACCACUCCCUCUCAGAUUUGUACUUGCCUGGAGACAGUCACUUUUUUGAAUAAAAGUAAACCAACUCGA
Messenger RNA from Oncorhynchus mykiss (rainbow trout), 7116 nucleotides. RefSeq names its product cohesin subunit SA-2. NCBI's taxonomy places the organism in Eukaryota, Metazoa, Chordata, Actinopteri, Salmoniformes, Salmonidae. Gene Ontology annotation, cellular component: cohesin complex; chromatin; nucleus. The record is from RefSeq and is a predicted model, not a curated record. Gene Ontology annotation, biological process: sister chromatid cohesion. Gene Ontology annotation, molecular function: chromatin binding.